AUGGAUAUGAAAGGUUGUAAUAGGUUACCUCUCCACUUAACUGUUUACCGUCAGGAAUGCGAAGUUAAUAUAUCUAAACAGUUUAAUUGUCAAGGUGCUGAGGCAAAAACAUGCGAGACUGAAGGAGACUGUUAUGCAAAUCCCUUCAAAAAUAUCAACUACGAACUUCAAGAAAACAAUGCAACCGGCCUGUUCAUCCUUAAACUAAAUAUACCAAUUCCAAGAGAUGAAUACCAUUGGAGAUUAGGUGGAAUCACGAUCCACUUUGCAUGGGACAAUAGCAGAAGAUGCUAUUAUAUAAUCUUUCCUAGGAAUUUGAAUCAUCAAGUGUUCAAUGACAAACCUAUGAUGUUAUUUGUGUUUGAUUGUAUUAGCGAUUUACUACCAAACACGAACUAUCUCCUGAGAGUUGCUGCAUCACCAAUUCCUACUAAAAAUAAGGAACGCUAUCAAUGGGAAGAUUUUAUCACUACCCCUCAGAAAUCAAAUCUCAAAGAGCGUAAAAAAAAAGAAUCAAAUCUCAAAGAGUGUGAAAUAGAUGCUACUGAGGUCAUCUGGAGAGCAGAUUAUAUCAACAUAACUUUGUAUGGAUCGUUAGCUGUUGUUGAAUUUGCCAUUGCACCUCCUGCAUGCGGAUUUGAGGAAUAUCGUAUAUCUUUCCAUUAUUGUCCUUGUCCUGAUAAAUAUCCUCAAUAUAAUAAAAAAAAAAUUUCAAGUGCAACAGAAAAGGUCAUUAAUGGUGCAUUAAGAAAUGUUAUUACUCUGGAAUUUAUUAAUAAAACAAAUGAUAUUGGAACCUAUCAGCUGAAUAUAAGGGGAAGUUCUUCUGAUAAUACAAAAUCCAGUUCUACAAAAACCAGAUAUGUAACGGUUACAGGGCCAACGACAGUAUCAGCACCCACGACAACAGAGCCAACGACAGUAUCAGCAUCCACGACAACAGAGCCAACAACAGUACCAGCAUCCACAACAGAGCCAACAACAGUACCAGCAUCAACGACAACAGAGCCAACAACAGUACUAGCAUCCACGACAACAGAGCCAACAACAGUACCAGCUUCCACGAUAACAGAACUAACAGCAUUACUAUCCACGACAAACUCUAUAAAACAUCAAAUGAUAUAUACUGGUUUGGGCUGUAUAAUUGGUGUUAUACUAGCUGUUUUUAUGUGUCGACUGAGAAGAAAACAUCGCAAUGAAAGUGUUGUUGUGCAAACUUACCUUCAAGACGAGUCAAAAUCUACAGAAUUGUCAAGCAGACAACCAUCUAUAUCUGAAAGUGGCCCACCUAGUGGAUAUGAGUUGGUUAGCUCUGGCGAUCCAGAUAUAAAACAUGAUGCAAUCACAAUUUCUUCUCAAACUGCAACAGGAGUAAAUAUAGAUAUUGUCGCAUCGGGCUCUGUCUAGAAUCUGAUAAUCAGCUGCCACCCUAAUCAUGAAUGUUGUGUCCAAGUAUACUCUAUUAAUAAUGGCGAGUCGAGUGGCCGAGCGGUAAGGCAGGGGCGCCUUUAUCAACAGCCUUAACAUCGUAUAGACACUGGUUCGAGCCGCUCCUCGCCCAGAGUUCGGUUGGUAGAACUAAGUCUUCACCGGAUAAGGACUUAAAAUGGAGGCCUACACUUCUGGCAAUUU
Molecule: messenger RNA, 1632 nt
Organism: Anneissia japonica
Lineage: Eukaryota; Metazoa; Echinodermata; Crinoidea; Comatulida; Comatulidae
Exons: 12
Coding region: 1-1407 (468 amino acids)
Source: RefSeq, a predicted model, not a curated record